AUGUACUCAGGGGCUUUAACACAGGAAGAAUCGGAGAAAGAAUUCAAAGCAUUUAUAAAGCUUUCAUUUGAAGAAGGAUCUUUUCUGACAAGAUUUCUUAAAGUAUACAAUGGUAUGAAAAGACUUUCUGAUGUGGCUUUUGCCACCUGUGAAAAUCUCCUGCAGAACACAGAGCUCAUCAGAUAUCUUGAGGAGAGCAAGUUUGAUGCCAUCCUGACAGACCCUGUACUACCCUGUGGAUUGAUAGUGGCAGGCUUCCCUCUGGACUUUACUCCGCAUACAGACCACAUGAACUUUCUCCAGAGGGUGAGCAAUCAACUCUAUCACAUUGCAAAUUCUUUUCUCUGUGGUUUUAUGUUCCAACCAUAUGAGAAAUUGGCUUCUGAGUUCCUCCAUCGGGAUGUGACUGUGCUGGAUCUCUUACGCAAGGGUUCCAUUUGGCUCCUGAGGUUAGAGUUUGUUUUAGAGUAUCCCAGACCUUUAAUGCCCAACAUCAUUCCAAUUGGAGGAGUCCACUGUGCUCACAAGAAGCUGCCUCAG
This is a messenger RNA of Acanthisitta chloris (rifleman), 540 nucleotides long. RefSeq names its product UDP-glucuronosyltransferase 1-1-like. The transcript has 2 exons. The annotation marks the transcript as partial. Gene Ontology annotation, molecular function: UDP-glycosyltransferase activity. Lineage: Eukaryota; Metazoa; Chordata; Aves; Passeriformes; Acanthisittidae. The record is from RefSeq and is a predicted model, not a curated record.